AUGACUAAAUCAGACGAAGAGCAACAAGCGCUCAAUGACCAGACUGAGGCUUUGUACCUCUCCCAAACAGACGAAGAGCAUGACGACUCUGGUGCCGAGGAUGGUGACGAAGACAAUGGCGCUGUAGAGUACCCUGGUACAGUUCUCCCAGAUCCACAUCCUGAAAGCAUUGAUAACGACGCUGACUUGGCGGCUGAUUAUCCUUCAGAUUCUGAAUACUUGGACUUGAUUCACCUUAAGAUUACCUGCUUGGAGGAUUUGAACUUGGCAAGGUUCAAGAAGUUGGAGUCCCUUUGCUUACGUCAGAACUUGAUCACUUCUACCAGUGCCGUUGCUGAUUUGCCUGCUGAAACUAUGGAAGAGUUGGAUUUCUACGAUAACAGAAUUAACCAUAUCAGUAGUAAGGUUAACCAGCUUGUGAAUCUUAAGAACUUGGAUUUUUCAUUCAACAAGAUCAAGAACAUCAAGAACAUUGAUAACCUCGUGGAACUCGAGAACCUUUAUUUUGUGCAAAACAAAAUCAAGGAGAUUAAAGGCAUUGAAACGUUGCAGAAGUUGCGUAACUUGGAAUUGGGUGGUAACAAGGUUGAGGAGAUCAAUGAGACACUUCUCAAAUUACCGUCAAUUGAGCAGCUCUGGUUGGGUAAGAACCGUAUUCCAAAGUUCCAGAACCUUGAAAAUCUCGUCAACUUGCGUGUCUUGUCUAUUCAGUCUAAUAGAAUCACCAAGUUCGAAGGACUCGAUAAGUUGGUUAACUUGGAGGAGCUCUAUGUCUCCCACAAUGGCAUUGAGAAGAUCGAGGGAUUGGAGAACAAUACGAAGUUGACUGUUUUGGACGUCACGGCGAACAGACUAGAAAAACUCGAGAACUUGUCCCACCUUAAGCAACUUACUGAUUUCUGGUGUUCAUACAACAAGAUCAGCUCAUUCGACGAUGUUCGUAAAGAGUUGGGCGGCUUGCCCGAACUUGAUACCGUUUACUUUGAAGGUAACCCAUUGCAAACCAGCAAUCCUACAGCAUACAGAAGAAAGCUCAGGCUCAACUUGGGCGAGAGCAUCACCAAGAUUGACGCCACCUACGUGAAGGGAUAG
This is a messenger RNA of Candidozyma haemuli, 1092 nucleotides long. It is a transcript of the gene SDS22, whose product is annotated as type 1 protein phosphatase-activating protein. Gene Ontology annotation, molecular function: protein binding. Bases 1 to 1092 code for a protein of 363 amino acids. NCBI's taxonomy places the organism in Eukaryota, Fungi, Ascomycota, Pichiomycetes, Serinales, Metschnikowiaceae. The transcript has a single exon. The record is from RefSeq and is a predicted model, not a curated record.